Messenger RNA from Zootermopsis nevadensis, 3376 nucleotides. It is a transcript of the gene Desat1, whose product is annotated as Desaturase 1. Gene Ontology annotation, biological process: unsaturated fatty acid biosynthetic process. Lineage: Eukaryota; Metazoa; Arthropoda; Insecta; Blattodea; Termopsidae. The record is from RefSeq and is a predicted model, not a curated record. Gene Ontology annotation, molecular function: iron ion binding; stearoyl-CoA 9-desaturase activity. Gene Ontology annotation, cellular component: endoplasmic reticulum membrane.
AAACGGAAACCAUAGAACAAGACAAUAUAAUUUUUUAAACGCUGACCUCGCACAGUAUUGUUGAAGGUUAAUGUCAAACUUCAUUAUAUGAACAACAUUAUGUUUGGCGCGGAGCUUCGUGACUGGCUAGAAAGAUCACACCAUUGGAUCACCUGAUGCUAUCCUACCCAACUGUAUUGCGUCACAAACGAGAAGAUCGAUAUCAAGGAGGUUUUAAAUUUAGUAUAACAUAUCCCGGCUAGGAAGAAGUGAACGAGUUUGUGUUAAAAUGUAAACCAGGUGGAGGGUGUAUAUACCACAAAAUUUCACUUUAUUUUAAUGUGAAGACUUCGAAUAAUACUUUUGAAAAAUAAUAGUACUACUCUCUCGUGGGGCAGCUUUACUACACUAACGUGAAGAUUAAUUGGUGCCACACCUGACAUGGCUCCAAAUAUAACAAGUUCUCCAACAGGAGUGCUGUUUGAGGAUGAUAUUGUUGAGACUGUAGCAGUACCAUCUAUUGAAUCUAAAAAUGAUGCAAAGCCACCUGAAAAGUACAGGAGACAAAUUGUGUGGAGAAAUGUCAUCCUUUUUGCAUAUUUGCAUCUGGCUGCAGUUUAUGGAGCUUACCUGAUGUUGACUUCAGCUAAAAUAAUUACAUCAAUAUGGGCAAUCCUUUUGUACCAAGCAGGUGGUCUAGGUAUCACGGCUGGGGCACAUCGACUAUGGGCACACCGUGCUUACAAAGCAAAAUGGCCAUUGAGACUCAUUCUCAUGCUAUUCAAUACUCUAGCAUUUCAGAAUCAUGUACAUGAAUGGGCUCGUGAUCACAGGGUGCACCACAAAUUCAGUGAAACUGAUGCUGAUCCUCAUGAUGCAAGGCGUGGUUUCUUCUUUUCUCAUGUUGGCUGGCUGCUUGUGCGCAAGCACCCUGAUGUUAAGGAAAAAGGAAAAGGAAUUGACAUGUCAGACCUCGAUACUGACCCACUGCUCAUGUUUCAGAAAAAGUACUAUCUGAUCAUGAUGCCGAUACUCUGCUUCCUGAUACCAACAAUGGUUCCUGUGUAUCUGUGGGGAGAAUCUUGGACAAAUGCCUGGUUUGUCGUGGCCAUGUUUCGGUACACGUUCACGCUCAACAUGACAUGGCUUGUAAAUAGUGCUGCACAUAUGUGGGGAAGUCAACCUUAUGACAAAUACAUCAAUCCAGCAGAAAAUUUGAGCGUGGCCGUAUUGGCACUUGGUGAAGGAUGGCAUAAUUAUCAUCACGUGUUUCCGUGGGAUUACAAAACUGCCGAACUAGGCAACUACCGUGCCAACCUGACGACCGCAUUCAUCGACUUCUUCUCGCGCAUCGGAUGGGCGUACGAUCUGAAGACCGUGCCGAUGUCUAUGGUGAAGAGGCGGGUUGAACGCACGGGAGACGGCAGUCACGAAGUCUGGGGCUGGGGCGACAAAGACAUGAGUCAAGACGAUAUGGAUCAAGCACAAGUCAUAAACAACAAAUCUAAAUAAAAUACAACUUAAGAUUUGAACUUGACGUAGUGCGGUUGAAUAACGCAGAAUUAUUGAUGAAUGAUGAACACUGUAUUAGUUGUAGUGAUGACUGAUGUUUAUAUUUGGGCAGAGCCCGAGAUGUGUUUGUUGAUAUAUCAGGCUGGUCCUUUCAUUUCACACUUUUAAGGGACAUUUUUUAAGGACUGCUUGCGUAGCCAAGCACUUAAGCCUGCCAGCUUUCACAUUCAACAUUCCUCCUGUAAUGUGAGGAACAGAAACAAAUGGUGUAGUGUUGUGUCUUAUGGGCAUUUGUGUUACCGUUAAUAAUUGUCAAUAUUGCAGAAAUAAAAUACACUUGCAGAUACAUUGCAUCUUAAUGCAAAGUUUUGUUCGCUGUGGGAUGUCACAGGAGGAUGUAAGUGAUCUUAAAGAUAUACACCUUAUUGUAUGUAUCAGUGCAUAACUUUUGGACGUUGAAUAAACUAAAACUAAAAGUACAUUCCAUAUAUGUCUCAUUUGUAUGGGGGGAGGGGGGACUACUGAGAUGUGAUGUAACGUAAUAUUAAGGUGUCCUGGUGUUUCCUCUUCGUGAAAUUGAAUUCCAAUGUUACGGCGUUAAAAUUCAUUCCAGAUCGUGACUUAAUUUUGAGCGCUGAUACAUAACAAUAGUUAUCAGUGUAAUGAAUGUUGUAUAUAAUAUGUUGCCUAUCUGAGUAUGUGUAUAUUGUGAUCAUUUCAUGCCAUUUUCAAAGAAUUCCUUCAUUUUACCUGUUUCAUAUUGUCAUUAUUAUAUAAAAUUUAAAAAUACAUCUGUGGAACUUCGUUCAUAAAUAUAUGUAUGGUCAAAAACUACAUUUAUGUCUACUUUGUGUUAAUUUAGACUGUAGUUAUGUGUUUAUGUAAACAUUUGUGCUUAUUUUCGUAACAUGUUUGACAAAUUUAAAGGCUUCAAAAUUGUUUUACGUAUUCAAGAAAUUCUUCAGAUUACAAGUUAAAUAUUUUUUAUUACUGAUAAGCCAGUUGGGUGAUCAGAUAUGAUUGCUUUUGGCAAUACAUGACUCAGAAUGUGUAACUGAUUGGUGUUAAUUUACAGGUGUUGAUACAUUUCAUUAUUUUGAAUUGGAGAAUAACAGUAAUAUGUUAGGUCCAUGGAAGUUUGGCUGAAGAAAUUUUCAGAAAAAUUCUGAACAUUAUGAAGUGUAUAUAUUUAUUAUUAUGAUGUACUGUGGGGCCAUACAAAAUCUGGUUGCAGCAGCGGUGGCUUUGGCCGAGAAGUGACAGCUUUGUGUUUUAAAUCUCUAUUAUCUAUAGAACAGUGAUGUUUACAUAAUUUAUUUUGUUAUCUAAUGACCUAGAAGUUGCUCAAGAAGUAAAGUAAUAUACAAAUAUUUAGUUGAUAUAUUGUUAAGAUAGUUUGAUGGCUACCUUUGUGGUAGAUGAAUGAAUAGUGCAGCUGGCAAGUUAAAUUAUGGAAGAAAAUUGCUGUAAUGAUGUUGGCUGGCAUAUAACAUAAAACAAGGCUCUUUUGGUGAAAAUUCUCAACUGCAUACAUCCAUGCACACUCAAACAUUUACACUGCUCUCUUUCUUUGUUACUGGAAUAUGUGGUGAUGGGACAUGUUUCCAUCUUGUGUAUUAGAGUUGUGUGAAUGCAUAUGCCUUAAUUUAUUGUCUCUUAUGUUGUAAUAUUCUUUCAUGUUGAAGUCCAUUAAAUAACUUAAAAUAAUCAAAAGUUUAUUACUUUUAAUUAAGUUAAUUACGUCAUGAAGUUGUUCAUUUACAUCUAGAUGUAUUCUGUUUUGGGUGUACAACAUUUUAUGUGCAACAGUGUGUGAGAAAUUACUGAAGCUGUGAUAUUUUUGUAGAAUGAUGUGUAACCUAAUAAAUGUUCAAUGGUCAUGGAU